AUGAUCACGAGCUGGCAGUCUUUGACCGUUGUCCACAAUCAGAUCACCGAAGAAGACCAGGACAGAGUUGAACAUACGAACUUGUACGUUAACUACUGCUUGAAGCUGGUCACCCUGCUGCUGCGCCACAACAUGGAUGUCCUGCUUGUGUUCGACGGCGCCAGUCUACCUGCGAAGCACGAAACGAACAAAACACGAAGAGAGUUAGUCGCGACACGACGACAGACGAUGAAAGAAAAGGGAAAAUUACUAUUCGAACAGGGUUUUGUCGACAAGGCUCGUGGCUGUUUCCAGCAGUCUUCCGAAAUCGAGUUUUACAUGAUCGUAGACAUUAUCAACGCGUGCAAAAAAUUUCCCGGAGUCCGGUAUAUUGUCUCGCCAUAUGAAGCGGAUGCUCAGCUGGCUUAUCUAUCGUUAAACGACCAUGUGCAGCUUGUGAUCAGUGAGGAUUCUGACCUCAUUCCGUUCGGGUGUUAUUCGGUAAGUGUAAAGUUUAAAUUUGAAAUUUUAUCGCCAACUUUGUUGUUUCGUUCUCUGCAGGUACUUUACAAAAUGGACCUCAAUGGCAACGGUAUCCUCUAUGAACGGCGGAGCCUCCCUGAAGCGCUGAACAUCCCUCCAGACAAAUUCGACUUUGCCGCCUUCAGGCGAAUGUGUAUUAUGGCUGGGUGCGAUUACCUAAGCAGUCUGCCAGGCAUUGGCAUUCGCAAAUCUGCUAAGUUCUUCGCGAAGACCACGGAACAGGAUCUGACCAAGGUUUUGCCAAAGAUACCAAAGUACCUGGGAAUGAAGAAGGUCACCGUAACGGAUGAGUAUAUCAGUCGGUUCAUCGAAGCGGAAAAUACGUUUUUAUACCAAAUCGUUUUCGACCCCGUUAAACGAAAAAUGGUCCCACUGACACCGUAUCCGAACGGCUUUACCGACGAUUCUUUUCCUUACGCUGGAAAAUUGCUUGCUGUCGAUGUAGCUUGCGACUUGGCAGACGGCAACAUUCACCCCCAUAGUCAUGAACGUUCGGAAACGCAUCUUAUAAAAUCGACCAUGACAGCUACUCUGCAAUCAUCUCAGAGUCAUCAUGCCGAGAGUAACCGUGAAAGACGGAACAAAAAGUUCGCUUUUGAAGUAUCUGGCAGUCGUUCGGUGAACAAGAUGGAACCUCUGAUUCAAAAAAACGAAGGCGGACGAAACUUAAAGCUUACUUCAGAGUCACAUAAAGAAUAUCUUAUUACUAACAAAGGAAAGUUCAGCGAAAUAUGUGAACCAGCAGCUACAUUCGUUUCGUCGUAUUUUGUCAGCGGGGACGCUUCGUCGUCGUCGACCUUCCUUCAGUACGUCGCGAAGGAGGGGCGUGAUUCCAUACCAGACAAAGCCGAUGCCCUAAAGAAUGAAGAACUGGAUGUCAUAAACGAAGAAGGCAACCGCUCAUUUUCCCCGUCGUCUUGUUGGUCGUUACUGAAAAUCGAGGAGAAAAAGAAGUCCAGCAAAGAAACGCUGCCCGUCUUAUCCAGGAAUCCUUUUAAAAUCAAGAGUCCGAUGACUUCUAAUUCAGAGAAACAAGACAGUUGUGUAGAAUCCAACGAUCUGCCGGCUUCAAGGCUUGUUUCUGUCUCGUCGAUUGAUGUUCUGAUGGACGACGUUGAUGCCGAUGAAUCUUGCAGCUUCAAUUCGCCCUCGCCUUGCACUGCAGCCCUCGAAACUGCAUGUCAGAAGCAGGGAUAUGUAGUGGACAAUUACGGACUGAAGUAUCGCGGGAAACUGUUGGAUACAUCGUUGACGUUUCGUUUUUCCGGACUGUCUCCGAACUGUGUCUUGGAAAUGGCUGAGUUGGAAACAGCUUUGAACCCACAUACUGCUCCUAAAGUGGAAGUAGCGGUUCAACUUCCAGACGGCUCUCGCGGUCAGAAGUCAUUUUCUAAUGAUACCACGCUUCUGGAAAUUUUGUUGUUUUUCGAAAAAGAAAGAGGAUUAAAAAUGGCCGAACCGGAGGAUAUUCAUUUUCAUCCUGUAUGCCAGUACCUAAACAGUGAGUACAUCGGAGCCCUGCAGCUGGGCACCACGACUUUGAAGUCAUUAGGAGUUUGCGGGCGGGCGCUGUUCAGGUAAUU
Messenger RNA from Soboliphyme baturini, 2105 nucleotides. The record is from the annotation of a GenBank genome assembly. NCBI's taxonomy places the organism in Eukaryota, Metazoa, Nematoda, Enoplea, Dioctophymatida, Soboliphymatidae.